CGAGAGCCGCUCGGGCCGAUUCAGUCCAAUGCAUGCACUAAUAAUUCUGACCAGUUUCAGGAACCGGUUCAGCUGACUCGUUCAAAAGAGUCGACUCCAAAGAACCAUUCCUUCACGAAUCGGACAUCGCUACAAGACAGAUACGGGGGUGUUUUGACGUGCGGAUGCGGCUCGGGCAAGCUGCGGUGGAUGUGAUUGAGCUCCAUGAUUCUCCCCUCUCGGGGCCAGAGUUCACACCAUCCGAGGGGAACGCGAAUAGGCAGCCAGAUAGGCGCGAAUGUGCCAUUUUGCAAGUGAGAACACAGACAACUGUGACAAGCAGCUAAAGAUACAAGGAUACAACAAAGUGAUGUCACACCGUCUACCAGGGGGUGGCCGUCCCCUGCCGGAGUCGCACAGCCUCUGACGUCCAUGGGGCGGACACCCCUGCAACCAAGCCGCUGAGUGCGUGUGCGUGUGUAGCUGAAGCCGAGCGCAAUGGGCAGUCUGGGAGAGGGAGUUGACCCGGGCAUGGUGAGCGAAGCUCUUCUGGAGGCCCUUUGCUCUGAAUGUGGACAGAUUCACCGCGCCUGGGAGAACCACCUUUAUAACUAUCGCCUAGAAGUGGACGAUGAUUUGGUGUGCCACAUCUGCCUUCAGCCGUUAGUUCAGCCCCUGGAUACACCAUGUGGCCACACCUUCUGUGCCCGCUGCCUGCGCAGCUUUCUGCAGGAACGGGACUUUUGUCCGCUGGACCGUGCACAUCUGCAGCUGCAGGUCUGCCGGCGCUCCAGCAUUCUGGUGCACAAGCUGCUGGAUAAGUUGUCGGUCACCUGUCCGCUGACGCCUUCUUGUUCUCUCAGCAUGCCGCGCUGUGACCUGGAGGCACAUCUCAAACACAGGUGUCCUGGAACACAGAGUCAGCGAACAAAGCUGGAGCGGACGCGAAUGGAGGGAAGCGAGGACAGGGUCACAACGACCAACCCUCCCAGAUCCCCCCAGACUGAGAUGAAGGAGAGUACGCCAUCACCACCUGCUGGAUCCAACGCGUCCAACAAUGUUCCUACAUGGACAGAAGAGCCUGGCGUAGACAACCCUGCCUUUGAAGAGAGCACUGAAGAAGAUAGUGUCCAUGGUCUAGAAUGUGCUCCUCCACGUGUAAAGCGUCCUCUUAGCAACCCGUGCAUCCAUCUUCUCCGCACUGGCAGUUCGGCCUCUUCGGGAUGGGACUUUGUUGAAACGCUGCCUCUUUCUGCUGAAGAAGGUUGUGUGAAACUUCCAUCUCUACCUGAGGGAGAAAUCACAGCUAUUGAGGUUCAUCGUGCAAACCCUUACACAGAGCUGGGCAUAAGUAUUGUCGGUGGAAACGAGACCCCCCUGAUAAAUGUGGUAAUACAGGAAGUGUACCGUGACGGUGUUAUAGCCCGAGACGGACGGCUGCUGGCCGGCGACCAAAUACUUCAGGUGAACAAUGUCGACAUCAGUAAUGUGCCCCAUAAUUUUGCACGCUCUACCCUGGCCCGUCCCUGCGCCACUUUGCAAUUGACGGUUCUGAGAGAGCGCCGCUGUUCUGCCAGGCCGCCUGCGGCGACUGCUUCGCCCAAGGGCAGCCCUGCCAGCAUACGCAUCACCCUGCACAAGCGGGAAUCUUCAGAGCAGCUGGGGAUCAAGCUGGUGCGGCGUACAGAUGAAGCGGGUGUGUUUAUCCUGGACUUGCUGGAGGGAGGGUUAGCCGCUAAAGACGGACGACUUUGCAGCAACGACAGAGUGCUGGCCGUCAACGAGCAUGACCUGAGACACGGCACGCCUGAGCAGGCAGCUCAGAUUAUACAGGCUAGUGGAGAAAGAGUCAAUCUGCUGAUUAGCCGGUCCAGCAAGCAGACUAUGGCCGUGCACAUAGGCUCCACCUUGACCAGGGACGUUUGGAGCCAUGAACACAUUCCGCCGCUUCCCUGCACCACGACCCCAAGCCCCGUCCCAAGUCUGCACCUUGCCAGGUCUUCCACCCAGAGAGAUCUCUCCCAGUGUGUGACCUGUAAGGAGAAACACAUCACUGUGAAGAAGGAACCGCAUGAGUCUCUGGGUAUGACUGUGGCAGGUGGACGAGGCAGCAAGAGUGGAGAGCUGCCAAUAUUUGUGACGAGCGUCCAGCCCCAUGGCUGCCUGUCAUGUGAUGGACGAAUCAAACGUGGGGAUGUACUGUUGAGUAUUAAUGGUCAAGAUUUGACCUAUCUGAGCCACAGCGAGGCAGUGGGCACACUGAAGUCCAGCGCCGCGUCCUGCUCUGUCCAGCUGAGGGCACUAGAGGUGAACACAGUUGAAGAACCGGGCCUGGACGAAGAACUUCUCCCUCCGCACGAAAACGACUAUGACGCAAGCUGGUCUCCAUCAUGGGUCAUGUGGCUUGGACUUCCCAGCUACCUGCAUAGCAGUCAUGAGAUCGUCCUCCGCAGAAGUCACCCUGGCAGCUGGGGCUUCAGCAUUGUUGGAGGUUAUGAGGAGAACCACAGCAGCCAGGCGUUCUUUAUCAAGACUAUCGUCCUUGGAACACCCGCUUACUACGAUGGACGUCUGAAGUGUGGUGACAUGAUAGUGGCUGUAAAUGGUCUAUCCACGGCUGGCAUGAGUCAUUCUGCCCUGGUGCCCAUGCUGAAGGAGCAGCGGAGCAGGGUAGCGCUCACCGUCGUGUCCUGGCCAGGAAGCCUGAUUUAACCCCGGCGGGACACCAUGCCUCACCUCAGACAGCGCUCAUAUCUGUGUGUUCUAAUGGUCCUAUGUGUUCUACUCUCUGCCACGGAGGCACCAUACUGUCAAAGCCAGAGUCUCGGAAAAUCGAAUGCUUUUACUUGAUGCUGAAUAAACCAGGCCUUAGAAAACCUGCCACGCCCAUGAGGCCAUACCCCCCUCUGGAGAGCAGCCUUAAGGUCUCCCCUCACCAUGCCGAUCAGCAGUCCACUCUACCGGAGGUUUUAUAUACAUGUUAUCUCUAAAUGUGAUCUAUGUUUGUGAAUGUUUGUGUAAAAGAGAGACCGAACAAAAGUGUAUGUGUGCAAGUAUGAAUGGAUGAAUGUGCACAGCUGUUUAAUAAAUCUUUCCCAGUGAGGAUACAAGA
Messenger RNA from Labeo rohita (rohu), 3091 nucleotides. It is a transcript of the gene lnx2a, whose product is annotated as ligand of numb-protein X 2a. The transcript is spliced from 12 exons. Bases 478 to 2691 code for a protein of 737 amino acids. Gene Ontology annotation, molecular function: metal ion binding; ubiquitin-protein transferase activity; protein binding. The record is from RefSeq and is a predicted model, not a curated record. Lineage: Eukaryota; Metazoa; Chordata; Actinopteri; Cypriniformes; Cyprinidae.